AUGGAUUCCAAACCAACCGGUUUAGCUGUUGCUAUCUUCCUGCUCCUCUCCAUCCAAAUCCUUUGCCCGGCUGGUGUAGCAGGGGACAUAACCGGAGUAUGUUACGGCCGAAACGGCAACAACCUCCCGACGCCGUCAGAUACGGUAGCUUUAUACAAGACCAACAACAUUGACGCAAUCCGUAUGUACGAGCCAUUCGCCGACAUGCUUGAAGCCCUCCGUGGCUCAGGUCUCUCGGUCAUGUUUGGUCCACGAAACGAAGAAAUCCAAUCCCUAGCACAAGACCCAGCAGCCGCAACCAACUUUGUCUCCACCUCGAUCAUACCUUACAUAAACGACGUCUCCAUCAAAUGGAUCACGAUCGGCAACGAAGUCUUCCCAUCAGACAUCGCUCCAUUCGUACCCGCCGCUAUCAGAAACGUAAACGCCGCGCUUACGAGUUCCGGCAUCACGGGAAUCUCCGUCACGACGGUUUUAGCGAUGACCGCUUUGGCCAAUACAUAUCCACCUUCAGCCGCAACGUUCCUCCCUGACCUAACCGAGAUCAUGACUGAGAUCUCAUCGAUACUCUCUCAGACGAACUCGCCGCUCAUGGCCAACGUGUACCCUUACUUCGCAUACGCGUCGAAUACAAACGAUAUAUCGCUAGACUACGCUAGUUUCAAGUCCCAAACACCUAUAGUGAUCGACGGUGAUANAUUUCAUUUCUCUUACAUUUACUCGGUUUAA
This is a messenger RNA of Camelina sativa (false flax), 729 nucleotides long. RefSeq names its product glucan endo-1,3-beta-glucosidase-like. Lineage: Eukaryota; Viridiplantae; Streptophyta; Magnoliopsida; Brassicales; Brassicaceae. Gene Ontology annotation, biological process: carbohydrate metabolic process. Gene Ontology annotation, molecular function: hydrolase activity, hydrolyzing O-glycosyl compounds. The record is from RefSeq and is a predicted model, not a curated record.